This is a messenger RNA of Poecilia reticulata (guppy), 1844 nucleotides long. RefSeq names its product BRISC and BRCA1 A complex member 2 (gene babam2). Gene Ontology annotation, biological process: double-strand break repair. The record is from RefSeq and is a predicted model, not a curated record. Gene Ontology annotation, cellular component: BRISC complex; BRCA1-A complex. Lineage: Eukaryota; Metazoa; Chordata; Actinopteri; Cyprinodontiformes; Poeciliidae.
GCUAACAUUGGACCAUCACCAGGACCCAAACAUUGCAUACCGGAAAGUUUCAAAGCAUGAAGUAGACAUUGGAGUUAACGCUCAAAAUAUAGACCUUCGUUUCUUUGAGACUCCUGAUCAUUGAUACAAUGAACAACAUGCCGCCUGAGGUUGCACUGCACCGGAUCUCACCUGAGCUGCGGCCUUUGCUGUGCAGUGUGGUGAGGAACGGCCGCGUGGGGCUGGACUCCACUAACUGCCUCCGGGUCACGGACCUCAAAACAGGAUGCACAUCUCUUACUCCUGGUCCAUGCUGUGAUCGCUUCAAACUUCACAUCCCCUAUGCUGGAGAAACCCUUAAAUGGGAUAUCAUUUUCAACGCUCAGUAUCCUGAGUUACCUCCAGAUUUCAUUUUUGGUGAAGAUGCAGAGUUUCUACCUGAACCCUCUGAGCUACCACACUUGGUCCACUGGGAUGCUGGAAACCCAGAGAGUUUGCUUCAGCUGGUGAAGGAGCUCAUCCAGCAGUACCAUCAGUACCAGUGCCAGCGCCUGCGUGAGAGCUCCCGGCUCCUGUUUGAGUACGACAGCCUGCUGGAAGAUCCCAGUUACGGACGGAACCUGGAGAUUUAUGCUGGACGGAAAAACAGCUGGACAGGAGAGUUUUCAGCCCGUUUCCUCCUUAAACUCCCAGUAGACUUCAGCAACAUCCCAGUUUAUCUUCUCAAGGACACAACACUGGACCCAGGAGAGGAUGUGGCUCUUCUCUCAGUGAGCUUUGAGGAUGCUGAAGCUACCCAGGUCUUCCCAAAACUCUACCUCUCACCAAGCAUCGAGCACGCUCUGGGAGGCUCCUCGGCACUUCACAUCCCAGCGUUCCCCAGCGGAGGAUGCCUAAUUGAUUACGUCCCUCAAGUGUGUCAGUUACUUACCAACAAGGUACAGUAUGUCAUACAAGGUUACCACAAACGGAGGGAGUACAUCGCUGCUUUUCUCAGCCACUUCGGAAUGGGGGUGGUGGAGUACGACGCAGAGGGAUUCACUAAACUCACUCUACUCCUCAUGUGGAAAGACUUCUGCUUCCUAGUUCACGUGGAUCUCCCGCUGUACUUCCCCAGGGAUCAGCCCACCCUCACCUUCCAGUCUGUGUACCACUUCACCAACAGCGGUCAGCUCUAUUCUCAGGUGCAGACGUCGUAUCCCUACAGCCCACGUUGGGAUGGCAACGAGAUGGCCAAAAGGGCAAAAGCCUACUUCAAGAGCUUCAUCCCUCAGUUCCAGGAGGGAGCCUUCGCCAAUGGCAAACUGUAGCUCUCGUCUCGCUUUGACAUUUGCUGGAGUGUGUCACUGUUUGUGCUCUUGUGUAUUGUUUUUUUUUUUUCCUUUUUUUUCAUCUGCAAAGACUUUGAAUCCUGCUUUUUUUUUUCACUGAAGCUGAUGGGAGAAGCCACUUUUUUUUUGUAGAACUUUGUUUUCUAGGCGUCAUAAAGAUUCAUCAUAAGGGUUGACAGCAGAGUAAAAACGCCAUCAUUCUUGAAGCUCUGACAGAAAAUUAACGUGACAGCUUGUGCUGCGCUAUUUCUUACAAUGAAUAUUGUUUUAUGUAUGACGUCCGGAAACUCCGUGCACAAAUUUGCUUUAAAAGGAGCUGAAAGAACAAGCUUUGUUUACUCGCUUUCAUCAUAUUGUUGUCAAGUUGUGCGCAGCUGUUGAUGUUAAAAUACUUUAAAGCUUUUCUUAUUCACUUGAAUGUUUCCUGUCUUAAAUGAUCGGUGAAGACUUUUACUGACAUGUCGACAAUACUUUGAGUUAUUCCCAAAAAUGUUACUCCAAAAUUUUCUUUCAGUAAAAUACUUUUCUCCUAAC